Molecule: messenger RNA, 441 nt
Organism: Schistosoma turkestanicum
Lineage: Eukaryota; Metazoa; Platyhelminthes; Trematoda; Strigeidida; Schistosomatidae
Source: the annotation of a GenBank genome assembly
GAUGAAAUCCUCAAAGCUGCUGUUAUGAAAUAUGGCAAAAAUCAAUGGGCCAGAAUAGCUUCUUUGCUGCACCGCAAAGCCGCUAAGCAGUGUAAAGCUAGGUGGUAUGAAUGGCUUGAUCCUAGUGUAAAGAAAACAGAGUGGAGCCGUGAAGAAGAUGAAAAAUUAUUACAUCUUGCCAAGCUUAUGCCAACUCAGUGGCGAACAAUUGCUCCGAUAGUUGGAAGAACUGCAAAUCAAUGUUUAGAACGCUAUGAAUAUCUUUUAGACAAAGCACAAAACAGGGAAGGCUUGUCUGCAGAAGAGGAUCCUAAACGUCUUCGUCCUGGUGAAAUCGAUCCAAAUCCUGAAACUAAACCUGCACGUCCAGAUCCCGUUGAUAUGGAUGAAGAUGAAUUAGAAAUGCUUUCAGAAGCCAGAGCAAGACUGGCAAACACACAG